Zootermopsis nevadensis is the source of this 1686-nucleotide messenger RNA. Its product is annotated as chitinase-3-like protein 1. Lineage: Eukaryota; Metazoa; Arthropoda; Insecta; Blattodea; Termopsidae. The record is from RefSeq and is a predicted model, not a curated record. Gene Ontology annotation, molecular function: chitin binding; chitinase activity. Gene Ontology annotation, cellular component: extracellular region. Gene Ontology annotation, biological process: carbohydrate metabolic process; chitin catabolic process.
UGUACUGUAUAACAUAUGAACUACAACUACCCAAAUAACUACAUAUCAUAUUCAAGGUCUGACUCGUUUGAUCGUAUCAACACACACUUCUGUGUAAACAAGGAAUCAUAUAAAAACGUAGGUAAGGAACACGUUCUGCAUUUAACACCGCUGCUGCUCCUCUAUCAGGAUAGUAAGAUGCAGUAUUGGUUGCCCAUUGUUGCCGCGCUUGUCAUUGCAACAAGCUAUGUACAAGCAGAUGACUACAGAGUUGUGUGUUACUAUGGAAGCUGGGCCGUCUAUCGUCCUGGAAACGGUAAAUUUGACGUAGAGAACAUCGACCCCACACUCUGCACCCACCUUAUUUAUACUUUUGUGGGAGUCAGUUCUGAAGGUGGUGUUACGAUUCUGGACUCUUGGAAUGAAAUUGACAAAGGUGCACUCAGCCGUUUCAAUGCCUUGAAGCAGAUUAGCCCAAGCGCCAAGACAAUGGUUGCUAUUGGAGGCUGGAAUGCUGGAUCCAGCACCUUCUCACAGGUGGUGAAUAAUGAUGGCUUAAGAGCUAAAUUUGUGGACAACAUUGUCAACUUUGUGAAACAGUACGGAUUUGAUGGAUUUGACUUAGACUGGGAGUAUCCAACUCAGCGAGGAGGAGCUGCAGGAGACAAAGCAGCAUUUGCAAAAUUAGUGAGUGAACUUCGACCAAAAUUUGAUGCAAAUGGAUUCAUCCUCUCUGCUGCUGUGUCAGCUGGACAGAGUACCAUUGAUGCUGCUUAUGACGUACCAGCACUUGCAAAGUACUUGGACUUCAUCAAUAUCAUGACUUACGAUUUGCAUGGUUCAUGGGAUUCUACGACAGGUGAAAAUGCCCCGCUGUAUGCUGGACCUGCUGACAGAACAGCAGACAGUGCAACAUUGAAUGUUGACUUCGCUAUCAACUACUGGAUCCAGAAAGGUGCACCUGCUAAGAAGUUGAAUGUUGGAAUGGGCACAUAUGGUCGCUCCUUCACCUUGCAAAAUACUAAAAGCACAGGUAUUGAUGCUGCCAUUACAGGUCCAGGGCAAGCAGGUCCAUAUACCAGAGAAGCUGGCACACUGGGAUACAAUGAGAUCUGUGAGCAGGGAAACCAAUGGACAGUUUAUUGGAAUGAUGAACAGAAGGUUCCUUAUGCAGUCAACGGAAACCAGUGGGUUGGUUUCGAUAAUGCUGAUUCUCUCAAAUUAAAGGCACAAUAUGUGAAGGACAAAGGUCUGGGAGGAGCUAUGAUCUGGAGCGUAGAGACAGACGACUUCCUUGGUGUCUGUGGUGCUGGCAAGUUCCCUCUGCUAAUCGCUAUUAAUUCUGUGCUGACUGGCAAGACAAGCGGAACUGAGACUAGUAUCAAGGCUACAGCAGCUCCAUCGCAAGUAGCAGAACCAGUACAAGCAACAACAGUCGCUCCUGCUCCAGCUCCAGCAAGUGGGGUCUGCACCAGAAGCGGAUAUGUGAGGGAUCCCAGUAACUGUCAGGUCUUCUAUUAUUGUGAUAAUGUCAAUGGACAGUACUCAAUUAGUCAGUUUAACUGCCCUGCAGGCACCGUCUUUGAUACCUCACUCAACGUAUGUAACUAUCCUGAUGCAGUCCAAUGCUGAUAUCUGCACUUACAAUACCUAUGCACUGGUGGUACAUACUAUGACAAUAAACUUGUUUGUUGCAUAUGAACUUUA